Molecule: messenger RNA, 1761 nt
Organism: Macadamia integrifolia
Lineage: Eukaryota; Viridiplantae; Streptophyta; Magnoliopsida; Proteales; Proteaceae
Product: trihelix transcription factor ASR3-like
Exons: 3
Coding region: 269-1318 (349 amino acids)
Source: RefSeq, a predicted model, not a curated record
CAUAAUUACUAGUAAAACUAAAACCCACCCAAAACCACUUCCAUUGCCCUACGAAACCCUCUCCACAUUUCCUCUCCUUCCCCUUUCUCUCUCUCUCCCUCUCUCUUUCUCUCUCUCUAUGGGCAAAGAUGAGAUGACCCUCCCGUUCAAACGGCACUCCCUCAAAAACGCCGUUACGCCAAACCCCGUUAAGUCACGUGCUUGCUCUGAGGCUUAGACCUUUCCCCUCAGAGAAACUAUCUCAAAAGCCCCUACUGGUGUCGUGCGUAUGGCGCAUGAGCAGUUAAGCCCACCAGCACCAGCACUAGCACUAGCAGCACCGGUGCCCGUCGAUGCACACCCAAACGCCACUCCGCCUCGCACGAACGGCCUCGAUGUUGCCGAUGACGCCAACAGACCGCCGAGGCUCCCUCGGUGGACGCGCCAGGAGAUACUGGUCCUCAUUCAAGGCAAGAAGGUGGCGGAGAACCGGGUUCGCAGGGGUCGAACCGCUGGUUCGGCGUUCGGGUCUAACAUCUUGGAGCCCAAGUGGGCUUCCGUCUCUUCCUACUGCAAACGGCACGGCGUGAACCGAGGACCUGUUCAGUGCCGGAAACGAUGGAGCAAUCUUGCCGGAGAUUACAAGAAGAUCAAGGAGUGGGAAUCGCUGAUAAAAGAAGAAUCCGAAUCGUUCUGGGUCAUGCGGAACGAUCUCAGGAGAGAGAGAAAAUUGCCCGGUUUCUUUGAUAGGGAGGUUUACGAUAUCUUGGACGGAGGGAGUGCGACUGCCACGUCGGCCUCUCCAGUAACGGCGAUUGCCAAUUUAAAGGACAGUGAAGACUUGGUGGCAGUGGCGGAUGUGGAAGCGGAGGAGGAGGAAGCUGUGUUCGACAGCGGUCGGAGCGCUGCGGCGGAAGAUGGGGUCUUCUCAGAUUUUGAGCAGCCGGGGCCAGAGGAGGCCGGUGGGAGCCCCACGAAGACUCUCCCGGCUCCGUUGCCUAUUUCUGAGAAGCAGUCCCAACCAUUUUUCAAAAGAGAUUUAAAUCAAGGAACAACAAAUGAAAAGCAGCCUACCGUGAAUCCUGAGAAAGGGUCUACAUCUCAAGAGGAGGGACGGAAGCGGAGGCGGUUGUCGUCAGAUAUCGGCAGUGAAGCCACUCUACAGGACCAUCUGGUCAAAGUUCUGGAGAGGAACAGUGGAAUGCUUGCGGCACAACUUGAAUCUCAGAAUGUCAAUUGCCAAUUGGAUAGGGACCAGCGGAAGGACCAUGCUGAUAGUUUAGUUGCUGUUCUUAGCAAACUUGCCGAUGCUUUAGGAAAGAUUGCUGAUAAGUUGUAGUGAAGAGCUAUAGGAUGUGAUGUACAUAAGACAGGCACUCUCCCCUGGGCUCCGUGGGUUAUAGUGUAGGCUGAGGAUUUGGAGGAUUGCCAUCAAGAUUCAUCCCAGACCAGCAUUCAAAUUGGCUUUUUCAUAAGGUAUCAUUGUAAAAUUCCUUACAGUAUAGACCCUCCCCCUUCUUCUAUUUGGCUUCUUAAUCGCCUUUGUGGCCGACUGGCACUACAGGAUUUCAUACAGAAAUAAUUAAGCACAGGAAUUUGUGUAGGGGAUUAUAGCAGGCCUUUCUUUUAUACAUGUUAGGAGAUUUAUGGAGUCUUGUAAUAUGUGAUUGUAUAUCUGAUUGAUUACAAGAAGUCUGUCUUGCACAUAUCGGUCAUUCAUUCACCUUAACUAUAUUUUGUUAAAAUGAUAUUGAACAAUAUGCAGUUCAUCAGUUCAUACCA